Molecule: messenger RNA, 3417 nt
Organism: Poecile atricapillus (Black-capped chickadee)
Lineage: Eukaryota; Metazoa; Chordata; Aves; Passeriformes; Paridae
Gene: NUMB
Product: NUMB endocytic adaptor protein
Exons: 11
Coding region: 172-2187 (671 amino acids)
Molecular function (GO): cadherin binding
Source: RefSeq, a predicted model, not a curated record
UGCUUCACAACAAAGGCUCCAUAGCACAGUCAUUCUCUCUGAUACAGUGCUGAUUCCUGGGAAGAAUAGCAGAUUAAGACAUGAAGACUUCCCAGCUGGUCAAAUUGGAUUGGGUGAUUUCCUAAAUGGAUAGCUGCACCUUCUUCGCUAUAGGACGUGAAAAUCUGAGAAAUGAACAAAUUACGGCAAAGCUUUAGGAGAAAGAAAGAUGUCUAUGUCCCAGAGGCCAGCAGGCCUCAUCAGUGGCAGACUGAUGAAGAAGGCGUUCGUACUGGCAAGUGUAGCUUUCCUGUUAAGUACUUGGGACACGUCGAAGUGGACGAAUCCAGAGGAAUGCAUAUCUGUGAAGAUGCUGUGAAGAGGCUGAAAUCUCUACCUACAGUAAUAGCGCUCGACUUGUCCCCCCUGUUCCUCCAGGAAAGGAAGUUCUUCAAAGGCUUCUUUGGAAAAUCUGGGAAGAAAGCCGUCAAAGCUGUCCUGUGGGUUUCGGCGGAUGGACUCAGAGUUGUAGAUGAGAAAACAAAGGAUCUUAUAGUUGAUCAGACAAUAGAGAAGGUUUCUUUCUGCGCACCAGACAGGAACUUUGACCGGGCGUUCUCAUACAUCUGCCGAGACGGCACAACGAGACGCUGGAUCUGCCACUGUUUCAUGGCUGUGAAGGACACGGGGGAAAGGUUGAGUCACGCCGUGGGCUGUGCAUUUGCAGCAUGCCUGGAGCGAAAGCAGAAGCGAGAGAAGGAGUGUGGAGUGACUGCCACCUUUGAUGCCAGCAGAACCACAUUCACUAGAGAGGGGUCAUUCAGGGUCACUACAGCUACUGAACAAGCAGAGAGAGAGGAAAUUAUGAGACAGAUGCCGGAUGCUAAAGCAGUUGAAACAGAAGUGAAAACAGUAGCACCAGGUGCUGCACCAAACAAUACUGCCCCCUCUUCUGGCUCACCAACCUCUCCUACUGCUGAAGUUGCUGCCUCUCUGGAUAAAGAAAUGAGCAACCCCCACGCUAUCCCACGGCGGCACGCCCCUAUAGAACAGCUUGCCAGGCAAGGGUCUUUCAGGGGCUUCCCUGCCCUUAGCCAAAAGAUGUCUCCUUUUAAACGCCAGUUGUCUUUGCGAAUAAAUGAGCUGCCUUCAACAGUGCAAAGGAAGACUGAUUUCCCCAUGAAAAACUCAGUCCCAGAGGUAGAAGGGGAAACAGACAGCAUUAGUGCCCUGUGCUCUCAGAUCACCAGUGCUUUCAGCACGCCAUCAGAAGAUCCUUUCUCUUCGGCCCCCAUGACAAAACCAGUGACAGUAGUUGCACCACAGUCUCCUGCCUUUCAAGUUAAUGGCACUGCCUCUGCCUUCUGUGUGCUUGCUGCUAAACCAUCCCAAGCUGCUGUAGUGUCCACAGCUAUGCCAGUUCGUGAAACCAAUCCUUGGGCUCAUGCUCCUGCUGCUAAUACUGGAGCUGCAGCCAUGGUCGCUGGCACCGAAUGGAGCAGCACCUCCUCAGGUGCAGCCUCACCAAAUCUCUUCCAAGGAAAUCACAGACGUACUCCCUCAGAGGCAGACCGCUGGUUGGAAGAGGUCUCAAAGACUGUCAGAGCCCAACAGCAGCCAACCUCAGCCCCACAACCACAGCCACUGCUCCAGCCUCCUCCAGCAGCUCCAGCCUCCCAGUCAGCACCAGCCUUCCCAGUCAGCACCUUCAUCGCGCCUCAGCCUGUGCCGGUGGGCGUGGUACCGCCCAUGCAGCCGCCAUUUAUUCCAGCUCAGCCCUAUGCUGUGGCAAACGGGAUGACCUAUGCAGCCCCAAGUGUCCCUGUGGUCGGGAUCACACCUUCCCAGAUGGUGGCCAACGUCUUUGGUACUGCCAGCCACACUCCAGCGGCCCACCCGCAUCAGUCGCCCAGCCUGGUGAAGCAGCAGCCGGUCCCUCAGUACGACAGCAGCAGCAGCAGCGCCACUGCCAGCCCCUUCUUCCACCCGCCCGCGCAGCACAACGGCUCCGCCGCCUUCAACGGCGUGGAGGGGGGCAAAUGGGCUGCCGAGGACAAGCAUCCGCAGCCCCCCGCGCCCGCCCCGCAGGUCGACCCCUUCGAGGCGCAGUGGGCGGCUCUGGAGGGCAAGGCAAAGCAGCGCACCAACCCCUCCCCCACCAACCCCUUCUCCAGCGACCUGCAGAAGACAUUCGAGAUCGAACUCUAAGCGCUCCUGUGGGGGCAGAAAAAUUGUACAUUAGGAUAGAGGGAUAAAGGGAGCAGAGGGGACUGUUUCUGAUCGGUUUGCUUUGAUAAUCCCAAAGGUCCCUUCAGACAAAAAUGGGUUAGAAAGAGGGAGCGAUUACGGAGGAUGGAAACACACGGAGAAUUUAAUGUGCAGUUCUUAAAAGGAAUCCUGGAGCCACCCCAGUCUGCAUUCCCUCCUCUCUUGGAAAGCUGGAAGUCAAAUGGAGCAACAAAAAGCACCCAGUCCCAAAGCCUGUUCUGCAGAAACAUCAAUCAUCUCACAGAAAGGAAGGCAGAUGUUUGUACCUGUGUCCUCCUGAUACCCUGCAAGCCCUGGAUGUUCCCCCUCAGGGAAAAAUUGGGUAGGGUGGGGGGUGGAUAUGGGUGGGAUGUUGUCACCUUAGCAAAAAGCUAGGUUUGUGGAAAAAGUUGAGCUUCCAUUUUGAGUAACAAAGUGAAUAUUAUAUGUAAAGAAUAAAGUAAAGCCAAAAUCUUUAUUUUUAUGCAUUUAGAAUAUUUUAAAUAGUUGGAUAUUAAAAGCUGUAUGAGUUGUAAGUAAUCUUGCCAAAGGUUAAAAAACAAGGGGCUUGGAUGUAAGAAAUUGUACAUAAGAUUGAUUUAUCGCUGAUUCUUAUAGUAAGUAAUAUUGGGGGGGUGGAAAAAGGGGCUCUAGCUUGUUCUUGUAUCUGUUCAUUGUAAGUAGCAUAUUGCAACAACAAUCACAACCAAUAAGUCAUUAUAUCGUAGUUUUAAAUAAAGAAAAUUAAAGAACAGUAUUGUCAUGGUUUGAAAACCAUGGGGAAAAUUUACUGUUUUUUAUUGGAAUCAAUCUACAUAUUCUAUAUAGUAUGGAUUUUUUUUCCUUUCAUAUAUUGCUGCAGUUUCUUUGUCUUAAUCUAUUGGUUCUAACACUACUGUGACAACUUACUGUCAUCAUAUCUACAUCCCGGGGCUGCCUGGGAAACCAUUUUAUGUUUGUCUGUCAAUAGUUCUUAGAGGUUUUUAACUUUGGUUUUAUUUUUUCCCACUGAUUUGUGAAACCUUGUGGUUAAGGCUGCAGCUGGUCCAGGUUCUGCCUCUGGUGACUUGUGAAAACCAUCUCAUUUUAACUUUACUUUUAAACUUUGGCCUUACAAGCAAAUGUAAGUUAUAUAUAUUUGUACUGAUGAUUUAUAAUCUGCUUUAACAGAAAUAAAUGUUGGUGGUAGAA